AUGCGGAGGAUCGGCGAAGCACACGGUCGAUGCACGAGCAGGGGCGCAUGCACGCACGGACAGGACGGCAUCGACAGACAGACAGACAGACGCAGACGACUAGAUGAACGUCCUUGGACUUGGACGAAACACACUGCGUGCGUAUCAUCCCUCAAAAGCUCUCGUCCAUACACUCGAGCGACCCUUGACUUACCCCUACUAUCAUUUCCACCCUUUGCAGAGAAACUAGGUCGGUCCACUUCGGGUGCCAACAUGUCUGCCCAAGCCGACUCGCACGUUCACGACGAUGCUGCUUCCACCAGUAUGGUCAAGCCCGCCUUUGAACGUACCGAGAGCCACCUUACCGCUCUCACCGAGAACAGCGACGCCAAUAUGAACCUCGACACUCCACUCACCACUCCUUCGGUCACCGAUCAGCAACUCAGCUUCCUCACCGUCCCACAACAACAGCCUUCCAUCGAGGUCCGCCGCAAUCUCGUCACCCUCAUCGAUGAGCUUUCCGACCAAGACUUUGCCGACUGCGAUCUCGAGUGCUACCUCGAGUUCCUUUCCGACGAACGUCUGCUUCACAUGCCUCGCAAGAACUCGGCUUGGGACAAGGUUCUGCGACAGGCCGAGGAAGUCGGUGCACAGUUGAACCACUUCUCACAGCUAGCUGCCGAUGAGCACUCGCUCAAGACCACGCUCGUCGCAGUACGUCUUUUGCUCGAUGUAGGCCACCACCAGGCCGAGGCGCUCCGUCCGCUGUUUGAGCUUCUCUCCCAGAUCGCACAUCUUCUCAUGCGAUCGCUCCACCAGAGCAGCCCUUACCGUUCCAGCUCGUCCGUCCGCUCGCUGCUGCUGUCUCUCUUCCAACGCUACAUGUCGCUCACCGCCGACCUCACACGCCACGUCCGUAGCCGUAUGAGUCGACUCACUCCCACAACCUCCGAGGCCAUUGAUAUCGGUGCCCUCUUUUCGGCUGCCAUCGACUCGAUCGACGCCGAGGUGGCUCAACUCGACCGCCUCGUUUGGCGCCUAUCCCUCCAGUCUCACAAGCCUUCCCUGGUACCCACCGCUACCAUCCUUGCCGAGCUUUCGCGAAGCGUCGCAUCCAGCCUCAAGUCUCGACUCUUCGCUAGCCUUCAACGUCAGGCCACCGUUGAACCCGAGACGUGCGAGUGGUUCCAGUCGCCUCUGCUCAACUUCCUGAGAAGCCGCGACGAUGUUCUUCAGAUCACCGGAAAGCAAGGCUCCGGAAAGUCGACACUCGCUGUCUGGACUCAGCAACGCCUGCGCAGGACGCUUGGCCGCAAGUCGUACGACGUGCUGCUUGUCGACCAGCAUGAUUCGCACACCGACCUCGAUUUGGCCAGAUCGCUCCUCUUCCAAGUCUGGCAGAAGAGUAUCGGCGACGUCCAGCUUCACUCCGAUCUCGCCGAAGCCCUCAACGGGGACAAGGACGACCAGGAACUCGCUCAAGCAAUGUGGCAUGUUCUACAGCGCGCACUCGAGCGCAACGACUCGACCAACGAAACCGUUCUUCUCGUCGAUGGCCUCAACACGCGUCACGUCGAGGCUUUCCACCACCUCCGCCAGUGUGUUCAACGCAGUCCGCGGGCCCGCAUGGUCACCUUUGGUGGCGCUUUCGCCGACGAUCUCCCUGACUACAAGAUCACCAACGACGUCAAUGCCAGCGACAUGGCCAUCUACCUCCGCCGAGGUCUUGACAAGCGAUCCGUCUCGCACAACGCUACCCUGAUCGAUACUCUCGUACAGCGUGCUAACGGGUCUUUCCUCUGGUCUUACCUCUAUCUUGAGCUUGUUCGGCUCCACGGCGACCACAACGUAAAUUGCACCCAUGACGUCCACGGCUUGCUCCACGAGCAUGCAAAGCAUCUCGGAGACGCUGGUGAGCGUCUCUUGCAGUUUAUGCUCAUCGCCAAGCGCGCACUCUGCUGGAGCGAGCUCGAGGCUCUCAUGCGCCCCGAACAGCUCCAAGCCGCGCGGGCUUCGCCUCAUGCCUCCAUCUUUUUCCAAGAGAUCCGAGGUCACCUCCACUUCCGUCAUGCCACGAUCCGCAGCUUUGCCAGGGAUCACCUCAUCAAGGACGAGAAGGAGGUUCAGAAACGUAUGCUCCGCAAGCUGCUGCUCUCUGUGAGCGGCGACUUUACCGAUGUCGCUAUGCCAUGCCUCGACUUGCUGUCCGGCAAAGAGCUCCAGGCUUCGUUGGACCAGGGCAAGGCGGUCGAGUACACCGUCCUCUUCUGGCGUCACCAUUUCGAGCGCUCUGGACUCGACGCAAAGGACCUGGGCGACUGCUUCCCGCGCUCUACCCAAUUUGCACUCCUCGAAUGGUCCUACUGGAACAAUCACCGCCAUCUAGAGCAUCACACUGCCGGCCUCGACGUUCGCAAAGCCUGCUUCGGCGAAGAUCACCUCUCCGUGAUGCAGGGAUACCUCGCGCUUGCGUGCAUCCACCGUGAUCACCACCAGUUCACGGAAGCUGCCGAGUUCUUCUACCGGGCCUGCAAGCUUGGGCAGGAGGGCCGCUGCAUCGAUCGAUUCUCGCUCAUCGUCACGACGUGCGCUUCGCUCUUCCUCGCUUGCACCGAGACGCUCGUGUUCACCAAGCGGACCGAGCUCUGCACCAUGCGCGAACACAUGGUCCGCUUCACGAUCGAGAUCUGCCGCCGCCAGCACGGCGAGCACAGCGAGCAGGUCAUCCACUGGUACCAAGUCCUCAUCCAGCUGCUCGUCAGCAUCAAGGACCACGCGACAGUCAUCAUCGUAUACCGCGAGCUCUACCACAUCUUGCUGCACAACCACGGUCCGCGUCACCCGCGCACCAAACACGUUUGCAACGAGAUGGCCGGACUCGAGGUGGUUGUGCAUGGAGAAGAUACCGAGCUCAUCGACACGUACAUCAACUCGAUCCUCGAGACCGUCGACGAGCAGGAGGACGAGCACGAACACGAGGCGCACAUCCACGUACUUCUUCGCCUCGCACGCGGGUAUGCCAAGCACACGAUGCACUGGCACCACGCGUGCAGGCUCUACCUCACCGUCUGGCGUCGUCUCGGCGAAGUGUGUCGUCGUCAGUGGUCGCUGGAGAUGACGUUGCUCAAGAUCGACGUGUGCAUCGAGUAUGCCAAGCUUCUCCAUGCCCAUGGACGUGUCACCGAAGCACACGAUAUCCUCGUCGUGCUUUGGGCCGAGUUCCAACACGAUGACUGCAAAGAGUGGAAGAUCAUCUUGCGUCUCAAGCAGCUCGGUCUGGUUCUGCGCACCUUUGGACUGCUCUCGAUCUGCUACGAGAUCUUUACCAAGCUGUUUGGUUGGUUCAAAGGAUGCGGUCGACCUUACGACGAUGAAGCGCACGAGAUUACGGUGCUUGUCACCGAAGUCACCGAGGAGAUCGAGGAGGUGACACGCAAGACCAAGACCACCACAAAGGUCACCGUCACGGAGACCGUCACUCGCGAGGUGUUUGAGACGCACUACGAGCGCUGCAUUAGGACGAAGAAGGGCGACAAACACCUGUACAAGGCAUGCAUGCUUCUCAUCAACCUCUUGCUGGCCCAGCACAACUAUCACGAGGUCGAGGUGGUUAUCGUUCGCACCCUCGAGAUCGAAUGGUCCAGCUUCCUCGACAUCAACAUCGACAUCUCCAUCCCGGACGAGCACGUCGUCGAGCUGCUCGUGCUCGCCGGCAGGUACGCGCACUGCCAUCACAAGCGCGGCAACUUUGACAAGGCGGAAUGCUACUACCGUCGCAUCUGGCACGCCUGCCUGCGCAAGUUCGAGGUCCACCACGAGCACGUCACGCACGCCUUCUGGGCGCUCAUCGGCUUCUACGAGGAGCACUACCGGUACGACAAGGUGGUGGAGCUCUACCUCGACGUGCUGGUGCGCUACCGCAAGCACUGUGGGGCUACCCAUACGCUCACCAUCCAGCUGCUGUAUAGGCUCGGGCGCCUCUGCAAGAAGAUGGGGAGGCACGACUACAUUGACUACUACCUCGAGAUCGUCACCGUUCUUCAGGGUCACCACGGUCACUGUCAUCCCGAGGCUUGGGAGGCGGCGUGGGAGGUGUGUGGCUGGCGACACGAGCACGGCGAGUGGGAGUCGCUUGUGGAGAUCUGCGGAUCUCUCUGGCAGAUCUUUGUCCACGGUGGACACGAUCACGGUCACCACCACCAUGAGUUUUUCACCCCGGACAUCGUCCUCGUACUGUACGAGCGCUACACCAAGGGUCUCGAGGUGCAUGUCGGCUUGCACUUUGAGGAGCACUACAAGAUCACACUGGAGUUCCGCGACGUGGUGAAAGUGCGCUACGGCGUCGACCACUCGCUGCUCAUCAAGGCUCUCAUCGCCCUGGCCAAAGUGUGCGAGUACAAGGAGGAGCACCACCACGAGGCGGUCACGCUGUACGAGGAGGUCAUCACCCGCACUCGCACCGUCACGGUCGAGACGAUCACCGAGGAAGAGAUCACCGUGGUCAAGAAGCGACUCACCAAGGUGUACGUUCAGAUCAUCGAGAAGGGAGGUCACCACGGUCACCCCGACCUCGGAGACAAUGCACUGCGCGUGUGCAUGGAGGUCUACCUCAAGCUCAAGCUCGAGCUGGGUUGCUGGCACGAGCUGACGCUGGCUGCGUUCGAAAGGGUGGUGCUCAUUCACUUUGGUCUCGGUGGCGAGCAUCACCACGGUCGAAUGCUCGUGCUGAUGCAGACGAUCGUCAUCGAGAUGCUCGAGCAGUGCACCGAGUCGGUGCUCCUCUACAAGGCAGCUGUUCGCAUCUCCAAGAUCCUCAUCCGCGUCAAGCUGAAUGCGUGGGCGGAGAAGCUGCUCUGCAAGCUUCAUCACCUCGUCGUUCUGCCCGGCCUCCCCUGCGAACACGAGUUCGACCUCGAAUGGACUCAUCACGCUCACGGCGAAGACUCGCGAAAGAUCUCGCUCGUGUUCAUCGUCGCCUGCCUGCACAGGCUGGGACACUACGAGCAGCGAUCGUACUCGGAGGUCAUGGCAGCUGUUCUGCUCGAGAUGCAGCUGUACCGCUCGUUUGUGUACUUUGCCGGCAGGAAGUCGGUCGAUAUGGUGGUGUUGCUGCAGGCGGGUGCACGACUGCACUGCUUCUGGCACGCUAUGGGCCGUACUGCUCUGUGCGGUGCUAUUGUCGAGCAGAUGGUUGGGCACUUCCGUGCAUCCGAUCUGGGCAGCUGUUUGGGAGAGGAAGUCUCGGACGAAGUGGUUGUGGUGUUGCUCGAGACACUGCUAUCUCACACCGAUGGCGAGAAGCAAAUCGUCGACGUGGCGAAAGUCAUCUGCCACUCGGUCAACCACAAGGUCAAAUCGCUGCUCGAGGCGGGCGAAUUCGCCAUCGCGCACGAACUCGCCAAAUGCGCACUCAAGCUCGCGCGUCACCACCGCCACUACCACUCCCACAUCUCCUUGGGGUACAAGCUCGCCGAGUACAUGGCUGGGAUCGACGUCCCCGCCACGACCAGCAAGAAGCUCGGCAAGGCGAUGCGUCAAACUUCCCGGGCUAUUACGGACGAAGUGCUGUGCGCGCUGCGCGAGUCGAAAAUCGAACUGCUCUCGCUGCGGUUCGAGGACAUCCGCGGGCUGGUGCAUCUGCUCGGUGCCCAGUCGAACCACGUCGAGCUCGAACAGCUGCUGCUUCGGCUAUGGCGAUCCCGCGAGGUGCAGCGAACUUGGCGUCCCGAAACAGUGCUGUCCGUGGGGCACGCGCUUGUGCACGCCCACGUGGCUGCGGAGCACCUGGAGGAGGCUAUCGCGCUGUGCGACAGAAUGUGCUACAACCUGCGCCACUCGGGUGACGGGCUGGACGAAGAGGCGAUCGAAGCGAGUAGGAUGCUAGCCGGGCUGUACACGCUCGCGGGGAGACAUGGGAGGGCGAUGGGUGUGUACGAGGAGGUGCUGCGAGAGAUGGACGAGGAGGGAUCGGACGAGUUGUUUGGGAAGUGGGCGGGUGAGCAGUUGGAGCUGUUGAGGUGGGCGUACGGAAGGAACGGUGGGUUUGCUAACGGGAGGGAGACGUACAGGGAUCUGUUUGUUUCGUUGGCGGGACGUGGGCUGGACUGCAAGCACGAGGAGUGGGAGAUGAGCGGUGCGGGAGAGGUGGAAGGCGCGAAGGGGGGUUACAUCGCUCCGGACAAGUGGUAUCUCAUUCGCAUGCCGGAUGUCGUCGCCAGCGGGCCGGUCGACGCGCACCGUCACUCGCACGAGCAUCACAAGGACGGAAAGAACGACCUCAAGGCGCUCGUCACCGUUCGUUCCGCUGCUCGCAAGGGGAGGGACUCGCUGACGCGCAUCGCUUCGCGUCGUUCGCGUGGCUGCCAGCUCGCACCUGAGCUUGUUGUCGCUUGA
Pseudozyma hubeiensis SY62 is the source of this 6372-nucleotide messenger RNA. RefSeq lists its product as hypothetical. The record is from RefSeq and is a predicted model, not a curated record. Gene Ontology annotation, molecular function: protein binding. Bases 1 to 6372 code for a protein of 2123 amino acids. The transcript is spliced from 2 exons. Lineage: Eukaryota; Fungi; Basidiomycota; Ustilaginomycetes; Ustilaginales; Ustilaginaceae.